This is a messenger RNA of Amphimedon queenslandica, 1101 nucleotides long. Its product is annotated as scavenger receptor cysteine-rich domain superfamily protein-like. The transcript is spliced from 7 exons. Gene Ontology annotation, cellular component: membrane. The record is from RefSeq and is a predicted model, not a curated record. Bases 1 to 1101 code for a protein of 366 amino acids. NCBI's taxonomy places the organism in Eukaryota, Metazoa, Porifera, Demospongiae, Haplosclerida, Niphatidae.
AUGGACAUAGGAGCUAAAAGUGUUGUAGGAUUAUGGACUUCUACAUAUGAUAUGGUUUUUAAUAUAAAAUGUAACGGAACUGAAUCAAAUACUAUCAAUGGUCCAGUAAACUGUACUGAUGGUAGCAUAAGACUUUAUGGUGGUUCUAGUCCAAUGGAGGGUAUAUUACAUGUGUGUGCUAAUGGAGCAUGGGGUACUGUGUGUUCACGUUUUUGGGAUAGUCGAGAUACUACAGUAGCAUGUCGUCAAUUAGGAUAUGAUCCAAAAAGCUAUCAAGUUGUUGUGUCUACAAAUGAGUAUCCAGUCAUAUUCAGUCAUUUUAGCUGUUUUGGGAGUGAAGCUAAUUUGACUCAAUGUAGCUCUGGGCUGACCUCUACUCUAGUUUGUUCAAAUCGUCAAGUCAUCAAAAUAGCAUGUCAAGAGCAAUGUGUUGAUGGUGAUAUACGUGUGAGCUCUAGUUAUUAUGGACAUGUUGAGAUGUGUACUGGAGGACAGUGGGGCUCUCUCUGCACUGAUUAUUGGGAUGAUAAAGAUGCUAGUGUUGUCUGUAGACAAUUAGGAUACUUACCAUAUGGAGCAUUGGCUGGUGAUUCUACAUGGUACUAUAAUUCACAGUUAAUAAAUGUUUUCAGGGGAAUUAAUUGUGUUGGGAAUGAGUCUAGUCUCGUAAACUGUCCUAUGAAUAACAGUGCUAGCUGUGGGAGCUCUAGCUACUAUCAUGCUAGUGUCAUUUGUCCAGUUCAUGGAUCAACUUAUUCCAAUUGUACUGAUGGAGAGUUAAGGCUGUUUGGUGGAUCUACUAAAUAUCAAGGAACUGUUGAAAUAUGUCGUAACAAUGCUUGGGGAACAAUAUCUUCCUGGACUUGGUCUUAUAAUGCUGCUCAGACUAUUUGUAAUGGACUAGGAUACACAACACCAGGUGCAUCUUUUGUUCGUUAUGCUUACUAUGGUGAAGGUGUUGGUCCUAUACUAAUGAGUUAUACAUAUUGUUCAUCAAUAACCAAUUCAUUGCUGAACUGUAACAUUUAUAAUCAUUAUAUUAUCCCCUAUGGUUCUCAUAGUUAUGAUAUUGGCAUCCAAUGUCAGCGUAAGUUUUUGUAA